This is a messenger RNA of Meloidogyne enterolobii, 996 nucleotides long. NCBI's taxonomy places the organism in Eukaryota, Metazoa, Nematoda, Chromadorea, Rhabditida, Meloidogynidae. The record is from the annotation of a GenBank genome assembly.
AUGCAUGUCUGGCGUGUUAAUAUGAAUUAUGAUGGAAUGUCUUUAAUGGCUGAUCCACAUUCUUUGCUUACUGCUCCAAUCGUUAUCGACUCAGAAUUUAUUUGUACAAUGCGGGAAGAUGAGCCCCAACUCGUUGUUGUUCACGGUCCUGGUCUUAAUGUUGUUAAAAUCAAUGCAGAGGCGAGUGCUCCACAAGAACCAAUGGAUCGUUUUUCGGUGCCAGGAUCUGAACUUUCACAUUUUUAUGAUGGAUUUGUUAGUCGAGGAAAUAUGUAUUUUCUCUCUUCAAGUCCCGAUGGACAUUUUGAUCACAGCCGUGUGCAUAUUCUGAAUUUAAGUACUCGUGGUCCUCUCAGUACUCAAUAUAUGAAUGCUGAUCCAUCAAGAGGAUUUCCCCCGCCUCGUAAACAAGCCGCAAUUGAUUCAAUUUCUGGCUUUAUUCUUUUGGCUGGCGGAGAAAUUGAUUAUGGGGAGGGUGGUGUUGUUCGUUUAGUUGAUUAUUGGGUUUUGGAUUUGACGACGUUUAAAUGGAAUCAAGUACCUGCACAAAUGCCUGUGCCUUUAAUUGAGCCAAGAUUAACUACUGCUAAUUCUGGAAAUGUCUAUUUAUGGGGAGAUUUCGACGAGCCUUUGCCUGGAAUGCCACCUACAGGAACUCAUGUCAGAAUUUUGCGCAUUCGAGGAUUGAAUACAACUGCUCCUCCACCUUAUGCCCAAGCGACAGCUUAUCCGGCUCCAAAUCAACAACAAUAUGGAGGUACACCGUACCCGAAUGCUGGAGGAGGCCAUGGUUGGAAUCCUCAGCAAGGGGCAGGGAAUGCACCACCAUAUCCAGGCGCUUCGCCAUAUCCAACCGGCGGUUCGCCUUACCCAACUGGAGCGGCUCCUUAUCCUGCUGGAAGUUCAUCUUAUCCUGCUGGCAAUACUGGAAGUGAAGGAAGUUAUCCACAUUAUCCACCACAAGAAAAGAAGGAAAAGGAUUGUAUUUUGAUGUGA